AUGCAGAAGUCUGUGGAGAUGGCAGGUGGUAAGAUCAUUAUUGCCGACGAUAAGCUACCUGACAAGACGUGGGUUGCCGACGGCCCAGAUGUGAUCAGGUGGCUUCAUCAGACUGCUGCACUUGAUGGUGAUUGGGCGCUCCGCCUCGAUCUCACACGCCAGGACGCGGCCACCUGGCUGUGGACGAGGGUCUACCUGCCUGGCUACGGUACGUCUUGCGAAGUUUUCAGUAUGAAUGACGCGGCGGCCGAGCUGCGGCAUAUAUCUGAUGAGUUAGAUCCGCCGUCGACGGACACGUGCUUGUGUUGUGGAGCCCUCAUGCCGUGCAUCUCGGUCGCGGUGGUGGACGCCGACCAGGCCUACGAGCAGUGCAGCGCGCAGUUCGUGGGCCAG
Messenger RNA from Prorocentrum cordatum, 393 nucleotides. The record is from the annotation of a GenBank genome assembly. Lineage: Eukaryota; Dinophyceae; Prorocentrales; Prorocentraceae.